AUGUCAUCUAAAUCCACAGACUCGUCUAGAAUCCUAUUGGAACUAUUAAAGGAUUUUACGUCGCAAGUGUCACGGAAUAUAAAAGCAGAACCUAAAAAUUACAGACAUGAUCGCUUGCGGCACGGAAUAUGUGUUCCAACUAAAUGUCCAAACAUUACCUUUCAAGAGACUACUAUUCAUGAGGAAAUUGAAUUAUGUUACAAUAAAAUAUACAACACCUUAGAAUUGAAAGGAAGCGUAUCAGAGAUUGUGUGUGACACUGAUCAAAUUAAAUAUCGAAUCGAUGUAUAUGAUGUUAUCAUUGGAGUAUUCUUCAUAACUUAUAUAACAUUUGUUAUAUUGGCUUCCAUAUCUGAAGGAAUUUUUAGAAUGAAAAAAAAGGAAACCUAUGACAAAAUUUUCAAUACCAAAGCUGGAAAAGUAUUAGCUGCCUUUUCCUUUCGUAAAAAUUGGUAUCGCUUAACAGCACCCAAUAAUAAUCCAGAUUUUCGAAAGCUGCGGUCUAUACAGGGUAUUCGAUUUUAUAACAUGAUAUGUGUUAUAUUUUGUCAUACUGUUAUGGCAACAUUUGCAGGUCCAGUGGAAAAUCCAAAAUAUAUUGAAAAUGUUACUAAUGAUGUUCUGAACAUGUUUGUAGCAAAUGGACAAUAUGUAGUCCAAACAUUUUUUGUUAUUUCUGGUUGGCUGUUGUGUUUUCACUUUUUUCAAAUGCUUGAAGACAAAAAGAAUAUAAGCACAAAACAUGUGAUUUUGACUUUAAUCAACAGAUAUGCAAGACUUACACCAACUUUAGCUACAAUAUUGGCUUUUGAAUGUACAUGGUUAAUACACAUGGGUAAAGGUCCUCAGUGGAAUGCUUUAGUAGCUCAAGAGCAUAGAAAUUGCAGAAAAAUGUGGUGGACCAAUAUCUUAUACGUCAAUAACUACGUCGGCAGUAAAACGAUGAUCGACCAAUCAGAUUGCAGCAUUCCGCAGAGGCGCCGUUUGAUCGACCAGUCAGGUUGCAGCAUUCCGAACCAAUCAGAACAUGGCGCGAAAUUCAAAUUAGCAUUCGCCCAUUCUAGGAUUUUGGCCGCCUCUGAGAAGAAGAAUUAA
Anoplophora glabripennis (Asian longhorned beetle) is the source of this 1095-nucleotide messenger RNA. Its product is annotated as nose resistant to fluoxetine protein 6-like. The transcript is spliced from 7 exons. Lineage: Eukaryota; Metazoa; Arthropoda; Insecta; Coleoptera; Cerambycidae. Gene Ontology annotation, molecular function: acyltransferase activity, transferring groups other than amino-acyl groups. The record is from RefSeq and is a predicted model, not a curated record. Bases 1 to 1095 code for a protein of 364 amino acids.